This is a messenger RNA of Paramuricea clavata, 438 nucleotides long. Lineage: Eukaryota; Metazoa; Cnidaria; Anthozoa; Malacalcyonacea; Plexauridae. The record is from the annotation of a GenBank genome assembly.
AUGGCGUCGUACGACACUGGUUAUGAAGACGAACUAUUUCAACAUCCUGUCGGCCCGAGCUCUCAUUGUGGUAUUUGUUAUAAUGUUGUUAAAAACCCCGUUAUGUGUCGUCAUAAUGAACAUCUGUUCUGCCGAGCUUGUAUCACCAGACAUCUCAUGAACUCCCAGACAUGCCCUUCGUGUUUGGAACCACUCACCAUUGACACUUUGAGCCAACCAUCGCGGACCGUAAUGAACUUACUGUCGGAAUUGAAAAUUCAUUGCCAAUUCUUCAACCGUGGUUGUGAAAAGUUUAUCGAGUUAGGAAAUCUGGGCAGGCAUGUCGCAGACUGUGGGUUCGCCCCAGCAGUCUGCUCGAACGAAGGAUGUCGCCUCGAAGUGAAUAAACAAGAUUUACUGCAUCAUGAAACAGCUGUGUGUGAACUACGCAGAGUUUAA